This is a messenger RNA of Ornithodoros turicata, 2439 nucleotides long. RefSeq lists its product as uncharacterized. Lineage: Eukaryota; Metazoa; Arthropoda; Arachnida; Ixodida; Argasidae. The record is from RefSeq and is a predicted model, not a curated record. The transcript is spliced from 4 exons. The coding region runs from base 1 to 2439 and encodes 812 amino acids. Gene Ontology annotation, biological process: DNA integration. Gene Ontology annotation, molecular function: nucleic acid binding; zinc ion binding.
AUGAAAGCGUACCAUCAGAUCCCGGUCGCCUCUGAGGACGUCAAGAAGACCGCUAUCACAACGCCCUUUCGUCUGUUUGAGUUACCGCCGAUGCCAUUUGGUCUACGGAACGCGGCUCAAACAUUCCAGCGAUUCAUCGACUUUGUCACGCGAGGUCUUCCGUUCAUGUUUGCCUACAUUGAUGACUUGCUCGUGGCCAGUUCCACAGCCGAGGAGCACGCCCAACAUCACCGACUCCUGUUCUCCCGUUUGGCUGACCACGGCAUCGUCGUCAACGUGCAGAAAUCUCCGCCGCGUCCUGGGACUGAACCGUCGCUUUACCGUCCUUUUUACCGUCGCUUUCUACAUCACUGCGCCACCACCCUUCGGCCUCUGGAGGCGCUUCUCUGCAAGUCCUCUCGUGGUGCGCGCACUUUGGCGUGGCCCGCCGAAGCUCAAUCGGCUUUUGAGAAGAUUAAGGGUGACCUCUCGGCCGCCGCUCUGCUUUUUCAUCCGAAGCAUGACGCCCCUACAACACUUAUGGUCGAUGCCUCGAACUUCGCUGUUGGUGCCGUGCUCCAGCAGCAGUUCUGCGACUCUUGGCACCCCAUCGCCUUCUCGAACAGUCUCAAGCCCACGGAACAACGAUACAGCACCUUCGGUCGCGAGCUUCUCGGUGCCUAUCUUGCUCUUCGGCAUUUUCUUGAGGGCCGCAAGUUUACCCUCUUGACCGAUCAUAAGCCUUUGGCCUACGCCUUUCAAUCCGCCAGCAGCAAGUACUCUCCCCGCGAGAUCCGGCAUCUCGCCUUCCUUGCUGAAUUCGGCGGCCGACAUACACUCCAAGACGUUCCUCAUCCUGGCUGCGAACUCAAGCUUUGUUGCGACGGGUCCACUGGUCGCCACCGCCCGCUCGUUCCCCUAGCAUCACGGCGCGCAGUCUUCUCUUGCCUGCACGAUCUGGCUCAUCCUGGCAUCAAGCCUACCCAACGUUUCAUCGCGGAACGCUUCGUAUGGCCUCCCAUGAACCGCGACAUCCGGGCCUGGGUACGAAGCUGGCUCGCUUGCCAGCGUUCCAAGGUCCACCGGCACACCUUCAGCCCCGUCGGCAAGUUCGCCACCCCUGAUGCACGCUUCUCCACAGUCCACCUUUACAUCGUCGGCCCGCUUCCCUCUUCAUCGGGAUACCGCUACGUCUUGACCGCCGUAGACCGGUACACCAGGUGGCCCGAGGCUGCGCCCAUGGAAGACAUGUCUGCAGAGACCGUCUCUGCUACCUUCCUGGCAACCUGGGUGUCCCGCUUUGGCGUGCCGUCACGGCGUACCACCGACCGUGGCCGGCAGUUCGAGAGCCGCCUUUUUGCCUCCUUCACCGCGCUCCUUGGCACCUCCAGGCUGCGGACCACCUCGUACCACCCCGCAUCAAACGGCUUGGUCGAGAGCUUGCACCGGCACCUGAAGGCCUCUCUCACCGCCUGUGACGACCGCGCCAACUGGGUGAAAAACCUCCCACUCGUCCUUCCGGGCAUUCGAGCCGCCCUCAGGCCUGACCUCGGCUGCAGUUCUGCCGAGCUGGUCUACGGUUGCGCCCUCCUGCUCCCUGCUGAGUUCUUCGCGCCCGGUUCUCAAGUCCUGGAGCCGUCUCAAUUCCUCGAACGCCUCCACCAUGCUUUUGCGACUCUACGCCCUGUGCCCACACGUUCCUCUUCAAGACGCUGCCCUCACGUCCCUCAAGAGCUCCACACGGCCUCCCACAUCUUCCUCCGCACGGACGCCGUGAGGAAGGCGCUCUAUCCGCCGUACUCCGGUCCGCACCCCGUCCUCCACCGGUCCGACAAGACCUUCGAGAUCUCCAUCGAUGGCCGGGUCGACACUGUCACUGUGGACACACUCAAGCCCGCCUACGUCGAGGCUGACGUCUCCUCCUUCGUAUCGAUACCUCCUUCCCCAGCGAACUUCCGCUCCCGCACCCACCGACCUGACGAAUACCUGGAUACAUAUGCGUAUGAUUUAUUCGACACCUACAACAAAGCUUAUCCAGGUUCUUCGACGCAGAUGAGAGACAGCAUGGUACGAGAUCAGUUUAUUCUAGGCCUCGACUCCGUCACCAGAGACAAGGUCACCUCUGCUAACCCUGCAACGCUUGCUGACGCGCUUCAAGUAGCCGCACGUCUUGCAGCUAUUCGCCAACUUACUCCAACUCUUUCCGCUGCAACGCACACAGUGGCGAACGUGUCACAGGCUACACCCACGACCGAUCCGCUUGCGGGACUUGCAUCAGCGAUAGCUGAAUUGGGCAGGAAAGUGGAUGCCCUUGCCACCUCUAACGCGUCGCAGAAUGCACGCCCUGCGAACGUCCCAGUGUGCUACCGCUGCGGCAAUCCGGGCCACCUCGCAAGGUCUUGUACACGGCGUCAACGAGGACAAGCCCAGUCCCGGUUGCCCCCAUAUCCGGCAACGUGA